AACAAACUAAAAUUACUCCCCAGUCAGAUCGAGUUUUAGAAAUUUAAAAUUAAAGUUUAUUAGAUAUCUCUCUAAUUUAGUUAUAAAUAAAACAGUUAUAAGUAUGGAAUAAGAACAUAAAUUAAAAAUUAGAAGAAUUCUUUUUUUCAAUUAUAUCAAUAGUCUUAUAUAAUAAUAUUAGUGCAAGAUAAGAAUAAAAUUUAGAUAUUCUCAAAAUGGAAUUUAUUAAUGAAGGAAUAGCUCUCGGAGUUGACUUAUUGAUUCUAGGAAUAUGUUUAAAAGAAUAUUAUUCUUAUAAAAGCACAUUAAAGUCGCUGAAGGCAGCCCCUCAAUUGAAUUUAGACUCUGAUUUAAAAUCUACUAUUGCGAAGGAAAAAAAUAAAAUACCUUAUGCCGUUAUACGUGGUAUUGUUACUCCAAUUGGAUCGCCAAUGCGAAGUGUUAUGAAUCCUUCAGUUACCGGAGUUUUGCAGGUAAUUAAAUUAAGUGAACAUAGAGUUGCAAGAGGAUUUGCUGGAUUUUGGACAGAGCAACGAAAGUUAAUUCAUGUGUCAUCAAAUGAAAUUCCAUUUGCAAUAAAAAACAAUGAUGUUGAUGUUGAAAUUAUUGAUGGUUUAGGUGCAGCAAUAUUAGAUUUAGAUGUAGUUUAUGAUAACUAUGAACCAUCAUCUCUAUCAUUUUUUGAUCAUAUCUUUGGGUUUUUCUCUGGAGUUCGCCAAAAAGGACUACAAACAACAGAAGAAGUUUUGCGUGACGGUUCAUUUUUAACUGCAAUUGGUGAAUUAGAACUUGAUGGAAACCAAUUAAAAAUGCAGAGUUCUUCUGUUGGCCCAUUAUUUUUAACAACAGCGACAAAAAGUACUCUUGUUCGAAAGUUUCACGAGGCUAAAUCAUCUAUGAUGGUUAAAAUUGGCUUUUGUAGUAUAUUGGCUGUAGCCUUAGUCGGGAUUAUUGGACGGAAAUUUUAUAUUAAAAAGAAGCAAGAAAGAGAUGAAAAGCGAAUUAAAGAUAGAUUAGAGUGUGAAAGAAGAGAAAGACGUGCAAGAACAAGACCCUUGCAUCUUACCGAAGAUCAAUUAUGUGUUGUUUGUUCAACGAAUCCAAAAGAGGUAAUUAUUCUUCCAUGUGGACAUGUUUGUUUAUGCGAAGAUUGCUCACAAAAAAUCAAAGAUAAUUGUCCUGUAUGCCGUAGUUUAAUAAAUUCAAGAGCUGCAGCUUUUAUCUCUUAAAUUAACCAGAACCAUCAGUAAUGCAAUAAAGUGUUAUGCAUGUAGGAAAUAAAUUUGACCUAUUAAAAUGCAUUUUUCAUAAUAUGUUUAUAUAAAAGUUGGUGUUCUAGCAUUUUUAGAAAUAUUUUAUACUUUUCAUUAUGAUAUUUUAUUGCAGUUUUUUUUGGUUCAUAUAUUUUACCACUCCCUCCCAUAGCCAUUGAAGUUUCCUAUAAAAAAAAAUCAUAGG
Messenger RNA from Condylostylus longicornis, 1458 nucleotides. It is a transcript of the gene Mul1, whose product is annotated as mitochondrial E3 ubiquitin protein ligase 1. The transcript has 5 exons. Gene Ontology annotation, biological process: protein ubiquitination; organelle organization. Lineage: Eukaryota; Metazoa; Arthropoda; Insecta; Diptera; Dolichopodidae. The coding region runs from base 216 to 1229 and encodes 337 amino acids. The record is from RefSeq and is a predicted model, not a curated record. Gene Ontology annotation, molecular function: ubiquitin-protein transferase activity.